Molecule: messenger RNA, 3570 nt
Organism: Fulmarus glacialis (Northern fulmar)
Lineage: Eukaryota; Metazoa; Chordata; Aves; Procellariiformes; Procellariidae
Gene: EIF2AK4
Product: eukaryotic translation initiation factor 2 alpha kinase 4
Exons: 25
Biological process (GO): protein phosphorylation
Molecular function (GO): ATP binding; protein kinase activity
Source: RefSeq, a predicted model, not a curated record
AUGAUAUUUGAACUUGCCGACCACGUACAGUCAUUUCUCAGUGAGUAUAAUAAACCACCUUCCAAGUCUUUUCAUGAAGAAAUGCUAAAAAAUCAUCAAAAAGAACAAGAAAGACUGGCUCAGGAGGAAUUGCGUAGGGCGCAAGAAGUUAAGAGAAGAGAGGAGCAGGAGCAACGUGAAAUCCUUAAUGAGAUUCAGAGAAGGGAGGAAGAGAAAAGAGAAGAAAGAAAAAAGAAAGAGAUUGCCAAACAGGAACGUUUGGAAAUAGCUGCUCUGACAAGUCAAGAAAAUUCUCACAGGAGAGAUACUGCAGGAUAUAGAGUUGCUUCCAGUUUAAAUGGGAGCUGUUUGGAACAUGGAGUGAAUAAUAAACAUCGACCAAAUUCAGCUGGACGUUCAAAACGAGAACGCCAGCUUUCUGUUAGUAAUAACGAAGAGUGCCCUGGAAAUUACGAAGUUUUGAACUUCAGCACGAGUGGUGCCGGACAACUUAUUGUCCAUAAAGGAAAAUGUCUAGGCAAGGAUGGACAGCUUGGUAAAUCAGUCUACAAUGCCUUGGAAAUUCGCAGUGGAGACUUUGUUUUAAUAUAUGAGUGGGUUCUGCACUGGCAAAAAAAGAUGGGAAGAUUUCUUACAACACAUGAAAUAGAAAAGAUUGAGAAGUGUAAGAAACAGCUUCAGGGUGCAGAAGCAGAGUUCAGCUCACUGACAAAGCUAAGUCACCCAAACAUAGUACAUUAUAAAUGUAUGAACCUGAAAGAACGGGACGAUUCAAUUGUGGUGGACAUUUUAGUGGAACACAUAAGUGGUUGCAGCCUUUCUACAUAUUUACACAAAGAGACUCCGGUUCCAGUUGAGCAGUUGCGCCAUUAUGUGACCCAGAUCUUGUCAGCUCUCGACUACUUGCACAAUAAUUCAGUUGUGCACAAAGUUCUUUGUGCUUCCAGUAUCCUGGUAGAUGCUGAAGGAAACAUCAAGGUGACAGACUACAGCAUUUCCAAGCGCUUAGCUGAUAUCUGCAAAGCAGAUGUUUUUGAGCAAACCAAAGUUCGUUUUAGUGAGGAUGGUCUUCCCAGCAAACCUGGGAAAAAAGGAGAUGUAUGGAGUCUGGGCUUGCUUCUGCUUUCACUCAGCCAGGGCCACGUAACCAAGGAGUAUCCAGUUGCUGUUCCUACCAAUUUACCUGCUGACUUCCAAGACUUUCUGGAAAAAUGUGUUUGCUUGGAAGAUAAGGAAAGAUGGACUCCUCAGCAGUUGUUACAACAUAGUUUUAUAAACAUUCCACGUAUGAAAAUGCCUGUAGCUGAAGAAAAUCUAGAUGAUUCGGCAGGCAUAGAUUGCGUGGAGACAGUUGUACCCAGCAGUCAGAUAUCCAGUGCUUCAUUCUUCACGGAAACACAGAGACAAUUUUCACGCUACUACAAUGAGUUCGAAGAGCUAAAAUUACUUGGCAAAGGGGCUUUUGGGGCAGUCAUCAAGGUGAGAAAUAAGCUUGAUGGUUGCUAUUAUGCUGUGAAACGUAUCCGCGUAAACCCUGCCAGCAAGCAAUUUCGGAGGAUUAAGGGGGAAGUAACAUUACUUUCCCGCUUGAACCAUGAGAAUAUUGUGAGAUAUUACAAUGCUUGGAUAGAAAAACAUGAAAGUCCUGUUCCCACUGUGUCAUCAUCUGAAACAAGCGAAGAGAAAAGAAUGCCCACCAAAUCUGGUCUCUUCAUCCUUACCACUGAGGAGACAAAUGACGUGGAAGCUAAUGCUCCUCCUCCGGUUUUGACAAGUUCAGUUGAGUGGAGUACUUCGUGUGAAAGAUCCUCCAGCAACAAAUUCAGUGGAGCUGAUCAGGAGUCAAGUGAUGAUGAUGAUGACGGUGAUGGGGUGUUCUCGCAUUCAUUUCUGCCAACCACAGAUUCUGAAAGCGAAAUAAUUUUUGAUAACGAGGAUGAAAACAGUAAAGGUCAUCCUCCAGAUGAAGAAGGCAAUGAAAAGAAUAGCCAUGGAGGAGAAGACCGGACAGCAGUCAUUCAGACAGUGCAUUACCUGUACAUUCAGAUGGAGUACUGUGAAAAAAGCACAUUAAGGGAUACUAUUGACCAAGGAUUAUAUGAAGACACCAGUCGGCUUUGGAGGCUUUUCCGAGAAAUUUUGGAUGGGUUAGCUUACAUCCAUGAAAAGGGAAUGAUCCACAGAGACUUGAAACCUGUGAACAUUUUUUUGGAUUCAGAUGAUCAUGUCAAAAUUGGUGAUUUUGGUUUAGCUACAGACCAUCCAGCAAGUGCAGUGGUCUCUAAACAAGAAGAAAAUCACUCGGAUAGUUCUAUGUCUGACCCAUCAGGUAAUUUGACAGGGAUGGUUGGCACCGCACUGUAUGUCAGCCCAGAGGUCCAAGGAAGCACUAAGUCUACAUACAAUCAGAAAGUGGACCUCUUCAGUCUGGGUAUAAUUUUCUUUGAGAUGUCUUACCAUCCCAUGAGUACUGCAUCAGAAAGGAUCUUUGUUCUUGGUCAGCUAAGACUGCCCACUAUUGUAUUUCCUAAAGACUUUGAUGAAGUCAAGCAUGCAAAGCAGAGAUCGGUUAUUACAUGGCUCCUGAACCACGAUCCUGCAGCACGACCAACAGCUGUGGAGCUGUUAAAAAGUGAACGUCUUCCACCACCACAAAUGGAAGAGUCUGAACUCCAUGAAGUACUCCACCAUACCUUAGCAAAUGUGGAUGGAAAGGCCUAUCGGACUAUGAUGAGUCAGAUAUUUUCACAGCGUAUAUCUCCAGCUAUAGACUAUACCUAUGACAGUGAUAUGCUGAAGGGUAGUUUUUCUAUUUGGGCAGCCAAGAUACAGCAGCAUGUAUGUGAGACUGUCAGCCGGAUAUUUAAAAGACACGGAGCCAUCAAGCUGCAUACUCCACUGCUAAUGCCCAGAAAUAAAAAACUAUACGAACAUAAUGAAGCUUCAUAUUUCAUGGAUCACAGUGGGAUGCUGGUAAUGCUUCCUUAUGACCUCAGAAUUCCUUUUGCAAGAUUUGUAGCUAGAAAUAACAUAUCAAACUUGAAAAGAUACUGUAUAGAGCGAGUUUUCAGACCUCGGAAGUUAGACCGCUGUCAUCCCAAAGAACUCCUAGAAUGUGCAUUUGACAUCAUUACAUCUACUGGAAACAGCUUUUUGCCUAUAGCAGAAACAAUUUAUGCCAUUUCAGAAAUCAUUCAAGAGUUUUCAGUGCUACAGGAAAGAAAUUAUAGUAUUUACUUGAACCACACUGCCUUACUGAAAGCUAUACUUUUGCACUGUGGGAUACCAGAGGACAAACUCAAUCAAGUCUACAUCAUUCUGUAUGAUGCUGUGACUGAAAAGCUAACUAAAAGAGAGGUAGAAGCCAAAUUCUGUAACCUUUCUCUCACAUCAAAUAGUCUUUCUCGACUCUACAGAUUCAUUGAGCAGAAGGGAGAAGCAAGUAAUGUAUUUCCAUUUUUAAACACAAUGAUAAAACAAAAGCCAGGUGUCACUCAGCUGUUGAAGCAUGGCAUGAAGGAUUUAGAGGAAAUCAUUGGUCUGUUAAAGCAACUUGGAAUAAAACUUCAG